AAAUAAAUCACCUCUAUUACCGUCACAUACAAUCGAUACUUCAAGUUUGCUUUACUAGAACGCGUUUUGAAAAACCAAAAUCAUGCUUUCCUCUGCUCGUCAUGCUUUUGCUCGUGCGCCGCGUCGCGCUUUCUCUACAACUUCGACGCGUGCAUACGACGUCUCCAAGCUCAUCCUUAUCGGACGACUAGGCAAAGACCCUGAAGUUCGUACCACUAAGAGUGACAAGGAAUACGCGUCCUAUAACGUUGCAACUACCAACUACCCCCCUCCACCUCCUAAUCCCGAUGGCAGCCGUCAAGAGGCUGGAACGACGUGGCAUCAUAUCAUUUGCUUCAAUCCUGGUCAGACUAACUACUUGCGCACUCUCCAGAAAGGGGCCCAAGUAUACGUUGAGGCGAACUUUGAACUUCGUGACCCAGACCCAAGCGCAGACCCAUCUUCGGCGCAGGCCCAAAGACAGAUAUUCCUUAGACAUGAAACCAUACGGGUUAUCAGGCAGGCCCCCUCGCACAGCGAGACCCAGGAGUAGUGCAUGUCAUUUUAUGACCAUCACAGCUACCCGUCUUAUUGGUAUAAUUAUUACACGCCACCGCUCACCCCACUCGAUAAUCUAUGUUACAUUUAUUGGUAUCUCAUUCGUCAUGGUGGUCAAAUGGUGACUCGGACCGCCUUCUUAUACCAAGUGCGUUGUGUGACGGAUCUGUGAGCCAUGCCUUUACUCGCUAAUGAACUGGCGAACCUCGACUCGCUGAUAUGAGCUUACCGUGCUCUCCCGGAUUGGUACAGACGGGAGAGGCGCAUGCAUUUCUGUCCCAAGAGCAGAUGAGGCUGACAUUCGUGCACCUUCUGACUUGUUGAUUUUGUGAAGAUAGUCCCGUACAGUUGUUACCACAAGCU
Molecule: messenger RNA, 900 nt
Organism: Suillus subalutaceus
Lineage: Eukaryota; Fungi; Basidiomycota; Agaricomycetes; Boletales; Suillaceae
Exons: 5
Coding region: 83-532 (149 amino acids)
Biological process (GO): mitochondrial DNA replication; positive regulation of helicase activity
Cellular component (GO): mitochondrial nucleoid
Molecular function (GO): single-stranded DNA binding
Source: RefSeq, a predicted model, not a curated record